Messenger RNA from Ipomoea nil (Japanese morning glory), 852 nucleotides. Its product is annotated as ADP-ribosylation factor-like protein 8c. The record is from RefSeq and is a predicted model, not a curated record. Gene Ontology annotation, molecular function: GTPase activity; GTP binding. Bases 204 to 758 code for a protein of 184 amino acids. Gene Ontology annotation, biological process: protein transport. The transcript has 6 exons. NCBI's taxonomy places the organism in Eukaryota, Viridiplantae, Streptophyta, Magnoliopsida, Solanales, Convolvulaceae.
CCUCUCAAGUCUCAACCUUAUGUUGUGUCGGAUUCUCCACGGGUUUCCUUGUUUGAGUCGGCGAAGCUUCCUAAGCUUUCUUUUUACUUCUCUUCAUACAAUUGUUAUUCUCAUCUCACUCUCUCUCUCAUUUCUACGCUUAUUUUUUUCACACAAUUUUUAUUAAUUUCAUUAAAGAUUCAAAGCUCUCAUCUUUCUGUGUAAUGGGUAUCUGGGACUCUUUUCUCAACUGGCUUCGCAGUCUAUUCUUCAAACAGGAGAUGGAACUAUCUCUUGUCGGACUUCAAAAUGCAGGGAAGACAUCUCUCGUUAAUUCCAUUGCCACUGGGGCCUACAGUGAGGACAUGAUUCCAACCGUUGGAUUUAACAUGCGUAAAGUGACUAAGGGAAAUGUAACCAUCAAACUUUGGGACCUUGGAGGGCAACGAAGAUUUCGCACCAUGUGGGAGCGCUACUGUCGCGGUGUCUCCGCAAUAGUGUAUGUGGUUGACGCUGCUGAUCGCGAUAGUGUCCCUAUAUCUCGAACUGAGCUUCACGACCUCUUGACGAAACCUUCAUUGACCGGAAUCCCCUUGCUUGUACUCGGGAACAAAAUCGACAAAUCGGAAGCUCUUUCCAAGCAGGCACUGGUUGAUCAAUUGGAUCUUGAUUCAAUCAAGGAUAGAGAGGUUUGCUGCUACAUGAUCUCCUGUAAAGAAUCUGUAAAUAUAGAUGCGGUUAUUGAUUGGCUUAUUAAGCACUCCAAGACGGUCAAAUGAAGCCCCUAUUGUAUGUGGAACUAUUUUAGCCAAAAAUCUACAUUACCUUGGGAGUGCAGUGAUUGCAGUAAAGACAUUUUUAUUUAUUUAUUUA